CGCUCGAUUCCACGUGUUUGCACUAUCAUUAGCCCUUCUCUGUAGAGUAUCGACAUGAGUCAAAUUAUCAUCUUGUUGGGUCUCGUGUCGUUUAGCGGCAUAGCGUUCGCUGGCUUUGAAGAGGAUCAUGGUGGUUCGACGUACGAAGAGAAAACAAAGCCCGUGGAGAUACCGAUAAUCAAGAAAUACGCGAUACCUAUUCCGCAUCCCGUGCCCGUCGAAGUGCCAAAGGAGAUUAGAAUACCAGUGCCUCAACCUUAUAAAGUACCAAUUGAAAUUCCUCAUCCGUAUCCGGUCGAAGUAGUGAAACACGUCGAGAUUCCCAUUGAGAAGCCUGAGCCUGUCAUUGUAGAGAAGCAAGUGCCUUACAUCGUCGAGAAGCCAUACCCUGUCUACGUAGAGAAGAAAUUCCCCGUGCCAGUGGCAAAACCCUAUCCUGUUCACGUUCCGAUAUACAAACACGUGGUUCACUAUACAUCCAAGGGUAAAGGAUGGCAUUGAAAUUUUUCAAUCAUUAGAUCAAAAUCGUUUGCGCGCCGACAAGUCUAGCCUGGAUAACUCGAUUUUGGCCGGAACGAUCAUACAUUAACAGAAAUUUCUUGCGAAGCUACUACUAGAAGAAUCCGCUUCCGCAAAAUCAUUUAAAUAAUUAUAUAAUCGCCUCUCAAAGAUUUAUCGUUGACCGAGAAAUGUUGUAAUAGCGUGUGCUGGAGAGCUUGACUUCAGGCUCGUCAAUCUAUCAAUCUGUCGCCAUGUAGAUAAUUUGUUAUCCGUUUUCUUCACCGUUGUUAAGUUUUGAUAGGUUCCCUGUGAAAUAUCUACUCGUUUUUAAGCGUUUGUUAAUAAACGAUUUUCAUUAAAAGUGUCGUAUCGCUCGCCGAUUGAGACGUCAGUUGAGUUGGAGGGAACGCGUCACAAUAAGUCGUGAUACGUAAACAUAAUGGCACUAUAUCGGACGUGCCACUAUGCAUGACGUAUCACAUUAUUCGUACUCAGCUAUCCGUGUAAAAAACGUUGGAGAAGCGGAAGCUCCGGAGUCUGAGCGACGUAAUGAUCGCAAAUAACACGAAACUUUCGUAUCGCUCUCGUAUAGAUUCCGCGUGACUUCUUCCUGCACCUGCACAAAGAGCCGGUACAGAGAAAGAAAAAAUAUGCGCGUGUGUGUGUAAUCUGCUAUUUCGUUUCUUCGUCGAGGACACGAUUACGAUCGGCUAGAAGAAAGAAACCGGCCGCUGAUCCGGAGGAGUUGUGCGCGAUCUCGAUUCGCCAUAAUGAGCGCGGUGCGCGCGUUCUUGUUCUUACACCAACGUGUGAAACCACUUUUACUUGGGAUGUACUUUCACUGUUCCGCUCGGCGAUACGGAUAGCAUCGUGCGCGAUUUAAAUCUUCAGAUCAGUCUCACUCCCUCUCGCUGCCGCCGUUGCCGUCGUGCAACCACACCCUCGAUGCCUUUCAUAAAUCGAUAUCGCAGCGGGCAUAUCCGCGGCGAUCCGCGCUGGAAAUCCGCGGAUGCUUUUCCCGAUCGUCGACGAGUCGCGAUGCUUACGAAAUAUUUUUUGCAUGCGGUGCAGACAGCAUUCUUUGUCCCUAGAGAUUGGUGGCAAAUACCGAACAUCCGCUUGCUUAUCGUCCGUGAAAACUACCUUGUUAUUCCGCGUCGCUCGCGGCGAAGCGCGAAACGCUCCGAAAAGAAAUCCGCGUUGUCGUUUCAUUGUUAUUUAUGUGAACGCGAGCAAAAAAGCAGCUCGUUAUAUGUAAAAUGAUGUUAAUUUAUUAAUGUUGCGCUCUUCUCGUCGUUAUCGAUAUAGCGGUAGACCUGUAUGACGUUUCCUCAGCCGCAUGAGUGUUGGAAUUUCGGUGAAUAGCAAUCAUGCAACGUUUAUUCACAGAUUGUUGAACAAGCAAACUAGACCAUGACAUUACCACACUUAUUCUGAUCUUUUAUCUUUGUCUUUCGUCGAUACACGCAACUCGCCAUGAUCGUGAAAGAACGGACGAUGUCGGAAAAACGAUUGCAUGCGCCAGCGCCGGAGACUCUCUCUCCUGAAACCUGAGAACCGUCUUAUUGCCUGCUUCAUGAGAGGAAGAAUAAUCUUCGUAUGAUACAUGUAUAUACAUGUGUAUAUAUAUAUAUAUAUAUAUAUUUAUAUACAGGUGGUGAUCAAUGAGAAGAGUAAGUCACUGUGGUAUCGUAAAAAUUUUAGCGAUGACUGAUACGUCUAAAUCGUUGUAAAAAUUUAGGACUGUUUCAUUAAACAGUGUGUAAUUCAAAAUUACGUUACAU
Harpegnathos saltator (Jerdon's jumping ant) is the source of this 2285-nucleotide messenger RNA. RefSeq names its product MAGE-like protein 2. Lineage: Eukaryota; Metazoa; Arthropoda; Insecta; Hymenoptera; Formicidae. The record is from RefSeq and is a predicted model, not a curated record. The transcript has 4 exons. Bases 55 to 501 code for a protein of 148 amino acids.